UUUCACCUGGACAAGUUUGUCAGGAAAUGUCAGACAUGUAAAGGGAAACAGGUCACAUGAAAAUAUCGUUACACUCUCCGGAAAAAAAGGGAACUCGACUCCACGUCCUGCCGUGUUCACCACAACACUCCGGGUGAAAAUAACCACUCCUACAAAUGCAGCAGCAGCUGAGACACCAAUGCCCGUCCUCUACAACAAAUCCUUCAAGAAGCUUCCAAAGUGGGAUUUUGAGGAUGUUUAUAACCAGGAUGGCCGUCCUGGACAGAGAACCUGUCCCCAGUCUCUGAGAAACUCGAAGGACGAGAGCUUCAAGAAGGCUUUUCUUCCCAACAUACGUUUGUUUCUGCACAAAGACAACAUCAACAUGAGUGAAUGGAACCGACUUUCACAUUUUAACAAUCCUUUUGGUUUUAUGGAGUUGGAGUACGACGAUGUGAUGCCUUCACUGAAGCUGAUUCCAAAGCCAACAGAGCCUCUGCUCCUUUCAAAACCAGGAGGUGAUGGCUGUGUGCGCUGUGCCGUGGUUGGUACCGCAGGAAUCCUCAGUGGCUCCAAAGUCGGUGCAGAGAUCGACUCUCAUGAUUAUGUUUUCCGGAUGAACGGGGCCUUGACCAAGGGUUAUGAGGAAGACGUAGGAAACAGAACAUCUGUGUACGUUCACACGGCCCACUCCAUCACCACAUCGCUUAUUUUACUGACGGAGUACGGCUACACGUCUGCCCCUCAUGAUGAGGUAUUGAAACCUGUGUGA
Molecule: messenger RNA, 751 nt
Organism: Mugil cephalus (flathead mullet)
Lineage: Eukaryota; Metazoa; Chordata; Actinopteri; Mugiliformes; Mugilidae
Product: alpha-N-acetylgalactosaminide alpha-2,6-sialyltransferase 1-like
Exons: 4
Coding region: 179-751 (190 amino acids)
Molecular function (GO): sialyltransferase activity
Source: RefSeq, a predicted model, not a curated record